AUGAAGUUCCUCGCCUUGACAACAACCAUCUUUGCCGCGGCCAAGUCUGUGUGGACCCGUGGGAGUCCAUUUGCCGUACUGUCGGCUUUGUGGGCGACUAACCACGAGGGCAAGUAUAUCAUCGAGUCCGAGGGUAUCCGUUUGGCGUUCACCAAUCACGGGGCGGCUGUGACAAACCUAUGGAUCAACAAUACCCAUGGAGAGGAAAUCGAUAUUGUAUUGGGUCUUGAUAAUGGUGACGACUACGCUAAGCUCACAUCCAAUCCAUACCUGAACGGCGUUAUAGGACGGUACGCCGGCUACUUGAGCAACGCCAGCUAUGAAGUAAACAACGUCCAGCGAAAGGUCUGGCCGAACGCACACAACCGCACCUCGACCUUCAACGGCGGCGACGAAGGGUGGGGACGACAGACGUGGGACGUUGCCGUACACAUCAACAACAGCAUCACCUUCCUGAUGUUCGACCGCCAAUGGAAUGGCUUCCCGGGCGUCUUCGCCUCAUGCCUCACCCACACCGUCACGCCUUACGAGUGGCGUAUCGCCUUUGGAGUUACUCCCCUCCUCUUCGCCGGGCCCAUCAACCUGAGCCAGCAGGUGUUUUUCAACCUCGACGGCUUUCGCUACCCUCCGAAACCUGUUUCCACGACGUCCAGGGAGUCAAACAGCAACACGUCUUCGACGCAAGCCCGGAGACCGCCGAGCCACCAGCUUCAGCUGCCCUCGUCGGGAAUGCGGUUCGCAAUGGACCCGCAGGGAAUCCCCACGGGGGAUCUCCUGAGCAACAGAAAAGGGGGAGAAUUCGACUUUUGGUCGUCCGCAAAGACGAUGCUGGACGGAUGGCGUGGGUUGAAUGACGUUUUUGCCAUUUCCCACCCGUAUCCAGAGCACAAGAUGAACAACCCCGCCGCCAUCCUCUCAUCGACACAUUCCGGGAUCAGCCUGUCGCUCUAUACGGACCAGGACGCAUUGCGCGUGCAAACAUGGGGUGGGAGCAAUGUCAACAAGGGCAAGAAGGAGACAGUUUUCAAGUAG
Molecule: messenger RNA, 1032 nt
Organism: Colletotrichum fioriniae
Lineage: Eukaryota; Fungi; Ascomycota; Sordariomycetes; Glomerellales; Glomerellaceae
Source: RefSeq, a predicted model, not a curated record